Molecule: messenger RNA, 2258 nt
Organism: Musa acuminata AAA Group (dessert banana)
Lineage: Eukaryota; Viridiplantae; Streptophyta; Magnoliopsida; Zingiberales; Musaceae
Product: GDSL esterase/lipase At5g45670-like
Exons: 6
Coding region: 1075-2049 (324 amino acids)
Molecular function (GO): hydrolase activity, acting on ester bonds
Source: RefSeq, a predicted model, not a curated record
GCUGAUUGCGCCUGUAACUGAUCCGAAUCCCACACCAGGAGAAGAUAUCCGAGUGCAGUGUGCACAAUCAAAAGACUGAGUUCCAGUCCUGCAAGCAUCAAGCACGUCUUAUGCAAGGGAAAGAACGAUUUUGUUUUGUUUUUUUGCUAGAUUUCUGAUAUCUAUCGACAAUUAGCUAUUCCUGAAACAAUAGUGCAGUGACCCGUGACAUUUCUUGGCCAUCCACUUCCAGAUCUUCGGCUGACGGCCUCCGCCAUGGCAUUCCAGCAUCAGUUUCUUGCCGAAGCGUAUUGAUUAUGGUCGGUUGGCUUCAUUAAGGACUGUAGCCGAUGAGCACCCAAAUUUAGUUGCUGCGGGUGGCAGAAGGUCAAGUCUAGCGAUGAAGAAGUCAGUGUAGCAGAAUCGGCGGCCUGAUUUGGUUUGAUGAGAAGCAUGCAUGUGCCCCACUAUGAAAUGAUGGUACCUACGCGGAAUCGUAGUUAAUGCAUUUAUGGCUUCUAAUUUUCCUGCUAAACUCGACUCCAGCACAGGUUGGUGGCUUGAAAUAAGAACCAUGUUGAUGGCUUGGAAGGCAGUGCCCAUGAGUGGCUAAGGACAUUGUUAGCUUGAAGGUCUCUUAUGGUGAACUCAUUGAGAAGGAUGAUUCCCAGCUCAAAUCUUUGAUCAUAAUUGUCAAGUCAAAUUCAUAUUAAAUGGUCAACAAAAGAACAUUAAGAAAGGGGUCGUGGCAAUUUGAUGCUUUGUGGAGUCUCAUCCUGAGAAAGGAUCACUCCAAACCACAUUUACUAGCUAAUUUUGCAAGGAUCAAAGGGUGGAAUGGGUAGCCUUUUUGGAACUUUUCUUUCGUAUCUACUGCUGUAGAUGUAGUGGAUCCAUAGUGAAUUCAAUCACUCUUGUUUCAAAGUUAGAACAAGACUUCAAUGCAUCGGGCCAAUCCUAACACCGAUACCUGACUCUCCCAACCAAUCCCGUCAUCCUCGUCCUGUCAACUCCCCUCCCAUUGCCUCUCCCCCACCCGUCCUCGUUUCCCAGCCUUCCUCGGCUGCGCUUCCGUUUCCACUUCUUGGUACGUUAAUGGCUCACGUCGAGCUGAGGGGGCCGAUGCUGGGAGCACGGUGGUUGCUGCUCUUCUUGGUUUUGACCUCAUCGUUGGGCCCCGCCCGGCCGGAGCCGCGGGUCCCUUGCUACUUCAUCUUCGAAGACUCGCUCGUCGACAACGGCAACAACAACAACAUCGCUUCGCUGGCGGUGGCCAAUUACCCGCCUUACGGCGUCGACUUCGCCGGCGGCCCGACCGGGAGGUUCACCAAUGGCUUGACCACCGUCGAUGUUAUUCCUAAACUAUUGGGGUUUCACGGCUUCAUCCCACCCUACGCAAGGACGAGAGGCCAAGCACUUCUUGCUGGUGUCAACUUCGCUUCCGCGGCCGCCGGAAUACAGGAGGAGACGGGGCGACAACUGGGUGGUAGAAUUCCUUUAAGUGGACAACUGCAGAACUAUCGAUCAGCUGUGCAGGAGAUGGUCCGCAUACUGGGAGGUGAAGAGACUGCAGCUACUUACCUCAGCAAAUGCAUCUUCUCCGUCGGCAUGGGCAGCAACGACUAUCUCAACAACUAUUUCAUGCCGGCACUCUACGGAACCAGUCGACAGUACACCCCAGAACAGUACGCCGAUGUGCUGACCCAACAGUAUUCUCAGCAGCUCCGGACUUUAUACAACUCCGGGGCAAGGAAGGUGGCGUUGAUAGGGGUGGGACAGGUUGGGUGCAGCCCCAGUGAGUUGGCUCAACGCAGCCCCGACGGCGUCAGUUGCGUCGAGGAGAUCAACAGCGCCAUCGGAGUCUUCAACGCCAAGCUGAUCGGUGUGGUGGAUGAACUCAACGCCUUGGACGGGGCGCACUUCAUUUACAUCAAUGGCUAUGGGAUAUUCGAAGACAUCAUGAGGAAUUCUGCAGCUUAUGGCGUGAGUGUUACGAACAGGGGAUGUUGUGGGGUGGGAAGGAACAAUGGCCAGAUUACAUGUCUGCCGUAUCAAGCUCCAUACGCUUAAAGGAAUGAGUACCUCUUCUUUGAUGCUUUCCAUCCCACCGAAGCUGCAAUCGUCCUCAUCGCCAAGAGAUCUUACAGUGCCCGAUCCCCAUCCGUCGCCUUGCCAAAGUCUGAUGCUCCAUUGCCAUCAAUUAAGACUCUUGUUUUGUUCCCUUUGUUGCCCUCGAUUGUCAUUUGCCACAUAUGUAUACAAGUUAAAGAUUACUGCAA